CUAUCAAGAAACUUUGGAAGGGAAUCUUCUAACAUGGAGUUUGUCAGAAAUGAGGCAGAUGCAAUAUACCAUGAAAUGGUAUUUGAUGCAAUGGGUCCACAACCUGAAUACAAUGAGGGGUCGAUGGCUGAGGAGACAAAUAGUAAGGCAAGAGAAUUUUAUGAUCUUCUGCAUGCUACAGAAGUUCAUAUUAGUGCUAAGGGACAAAAUAUCACAGUACUUUCAUGGGUGGCAAAAAUGCUAAACACGAAGACUCUUUAUAAUAUGAGUGCUGCUAAUUGGGAGAUGACAUUAUCAUUGAGUCGAAAGUUGUUGAGUCCAGAGGACCAAGAGAAGAUCCCAAAGGAUUUCUACAGUGCCAAAAAAAUGAUAAAUGUGCUUGGACUUGGGUACAAGAAAAUUGAUGUUUGCGUCAAUGAUUACUUUUUGUACUAUGAUGAGCAAAGCAAGAAUUUAACUGCUUGUGAGCCAAGGAACAUGGCUGUUGUGAGGCAGAAAGAUGUUCCACGGAAGUCUUUGUGGUACCUUCCAAUUAUCCUAAGAUUACAACAAUUAUACAUGUCUAAGAAAAUGACAGAGCACAUGACAUGGCAUUUGAAAUGUCGUGAGGAUGCUAAUGAAGUUAUUCAUCUUGCAGGUACUGAGGCAUGGAAACACUUUGAUGAAACUUAUACAACAUUUGCCAAAGAACCUAGAAAUGUUAGACUUGGGUAGUGCAACACCUUACUCUUGUUGGCCUGUCUUCCUUACUGUGU
Molecule: messenger RNA, 755 nt
Organism: Rubroshorea leprosula
Lineage: Eukaryota; Viridiplantae; Streptophyta; Magnoliopsida; Malvales; Dipterocarpaceae
Source: the annotation of a GenBank genome assembly